ACAAGAAGAUGUAAAGGGCUGUUAAAGUUAGUUACAAGUAGGAAGGGUAGUUUAGUCCUUUCACUGUAUGGUAGUUACAACAACUUGACAAGUUGAUUAGUCAGAAGUUAGUUACAGAAAUAUGGAUCUGUAUAUAUAUAUCCUACAGAUCAUGUAUCUAGUUAUUCUUUCAGUCUCAAUACAAUGAAUUUUCUUCUUUCUUAGUUCUCUCUUUUCAUGUUCAAACUCUCUCAAGUUACGUUCAUGGUAUCAAAGCCUUAUGCUUCACAGUGAGUACUGCUGAAGUUGGUGAUAUUAGAAUCAAAGAAUCAUUGUUUUGAUUCACAGAUUCAUGUUUUGUUUCUGUUCCGUUUGUUGAAAGAGAUUUGCAGAUCAGAGCUUCAUUCGAAGCCAGAAUCUGCAUUCAGUUUCAGCUUGAUCUAGUAUCAAAUUCCAGAUUCAUGAUGGAGAAUGAAGGUGUUCUUGCAGCUGGAUCACAAAGCAGUUCACUAAGAGGUAUUCCUCAAAGCAGCAAUGCUAUGCAAGGUCAAGGUAUUGACUAUAAUCAUCCCUUAUUUCUAGGUCCUACUGAUGUCAGUGGACUGAGUCUUAUCUCGUUUCAAUUGCUUGGAAUUGAAAACUAUACCUUAUGGAGUCGAUCUAUCAGAUUGGCCUUAUUAGGAAGGAAUAAAAUUGGAUUAAUUGAUGGUUCUGCUAGGAAGGAGGUGUUUGGUGAGAAACUGUGGGGGCAAUGGGAAAGAGUAAAUGUUGUGGUGUUGUCAUGGUUGAUGAACUCUGUAUCUAAGAGUUUAUUAAAUGGGAUUGCCUUUGCUUCUAGUGCACUAAAUGUCUGGGUUGAUCUAAAAGAAAGAUUUGAUAGAGUGGAUGGAUCUAGGACCUACAGUUUACAUAAGGAUAUUGCCUCACUGCAACAAGGAACUGUCUCUGUGUCUGAGUAUUAUACAAGACUCAAAACCUUGUGGGAUGAGUUUGAAGUGUUAGUACCUGCUCCUUGUUGUAAUUGUGAAAAAUCAGUAGGUUUUGUAGCUCAUAUGAACAGACAGAAAUUGUAUCAGUUUUUGAUGGGCUUAAAUGACUCCUAUCAUCAGGCAAGGAGUCAAAUUCUUAUGAUGGAUCCACUACCAACCAUUAACGGUGCCUAUGCGAUGGUAGUUGGAGAUGAAAGGCAAAAGGCUGUUGUUACUAGUACUAAUAGUAUGGGGAUGACUUCUGUGGGUCUGGAUUCCUCAAUUGCUAUGUAUUCUAAGACUGGUGGAAGUUUAGGAGUGAAUCAGAGGUUUAAGAAAAAUUCCUUUCUAGUAUGUGAUUUCUGCAAGUGCAAAGGCCAUAGCAAAGAGUUUUGUUAUAAAAUUGUAGGCUAUCCUCCAGAUUUCAAGUCUAAAAGGAAGGUUCAAGGAAAUUUUCCUUCACAUACUGGUAGUUCCUCAUUCCAACAGUCAUCAGUACAGGCUAACUUCACUAAUGACAGAGAUAUCAAUUUUCCUCCACAACAUCAACAACAUUCUAAUACUAAUGAAGAAACUCACAAAGCUCCUAGCAACAUUAAUUCAGUAAGUCAGGCUGAAAGAGAGGUUAAACAACUUCUGCAGGGCUGCACAUUUACUAAAGAUCAGUAUGAUCACAUUCUCAAAAUGUUCCAAAAGGAGGUAGGUUCUUCAUCUACUUCGGUGUGCAAUACUGCAAACACUACAGGAGCUUUACAGUGGGAAGGUGAAGGAAGUUGGUAAAGAAGAGGGAGUUCU
Messenger RNA from Solanum tuberosum (potato), 1742 nucleotides. RefSeq lists its product as uncharacterized. The coding region runs from base 441 to 1727 and encodes 428 amino acids. The record is from RefSeq and is a predicted model, not a curated record. The transcript is spliced from 2 exons. NCBI's taxonomy places the organism in Eukaryota, Viridiplantae, Streptophyta, Magnoliopsida, Solanales, Solanaceae.